This is a messenger RNA of Paramecium sonneborni, 447 nucleotides long. The record is from the annotation of a GenBank genome assembly. Lineage: Eukaryota; Ciliophora; Oligohymenophorea; Peniculida; Parameciidae.
AUGAAUGAUUAAUUAAACAAUAACNAAUUAUUUGAUAAUUAAGAGACCGAUAUUAGUUUUGCUACGAAAGUAAAUACUUCUUUUAUUAAAAACAAUUGUAUACCUCAAUUUGAAUUAAAUAAAUUAAUUAGUGACACCUUUAAACAUGUAGAUAAGAACAAUAUCGAACUUUCAAGAAUAUUAUUUGCACUUUGGAUAAAAUAUUACGAUCGAUUAAUCUUAAUUGAAAAUGAUUAAAAAAGAAGGGAUGAAUAUCAUAAAUAGAAAGUAAAUAUUUAAAGGCAGCAAUUAUUCAGAAUUAAAAAUUAAGUUGAUUAUAGAAUAGAAUUUUUAUCUCUUAAUGAACUGUGCAGAUAAUUAUUGAAUCAUUUAGAACAUUUUAAUGAAGAUUCAGGAUUGCAAGAUAGAUUGAAAGAUUUUCUAAAAAACAGCAUGAAAAAUAAGUGA